Molecule: messenger RNA, 2243 nt
Organism: Sorex fumeus (smoky shrew)
Lineage: Eukaryota; Metazoa; Chordata; Mammalia; Eulipotyphla; Soricidae
Gene: ZBTB45
Product: zinc finger and BTB domain containing 45
Exons: 3
Coding region: 167-1747 (526 amino acids)
Biological process (GO): regulation of transcription by RNA polymerase II
Cellular component (GO): nucleus
Molecular function (GO): RNA polymerase II cis-regulatory region sequence-specific DNA binding; DNA-binding transcription factor activity, RNA polymerase II-specific; protein binding
Source: RefSeq, a predicted model, not a curated record
GGUGGCAAGGAGAGAGGCUUGUCUGAGACUAUGGACCUAUGUUACUGCCACAUGAGGAGUGAUGUGAGGUGUGGCAGCCAGUUCUGGUUAGGAUUGCUGCUUUCACCCUGAAGUGGGACAAGGGGAAGACUUUUGGAAGGAUAGUGAACAGGUCGCAGAUGGCUUGAUGAUGGCGGUAGCCGAGACUGUGCACCAUAUCCACCUCCAGAACUUCUCCCGCUCCCUGCUCGAGACCCUCAACGGGCAGCGGCUGGGUGGCCACUUCUGCGAUGUGACUGUUCGUAUCCGCGAGGCCUCUCUGCGUGCACACCGCUGCGUGCUGGCCGCCGGCUCACCCUUCUUCCAGGACAAGUUGCUACUGGGCCACUCGGAGAUCCGUGUGCCACCCGUUGUGCCUGCGCAGACCGUCCGCCAGCUCGUAGAGUUCCUUUACAGCGGCUCGCUGGUGGUGGCACAGGGAGAAGCGCUGCAGGUUCUCACGGCUGCGUCUGUGCUACGCAUCCAGACGGUCAUUGAUGAAUGCACACAGAUCAUCGCCCGCGCCCGCACCCCUGCCCCUGGUGCCCCCACACCUGCACCCCUGCCCGCCCCCAUUCCCCCGCGGCUCGCACCCGCGCAGCUGCGCCAUCGCCUGCGCCACUUGCUGGCCGCCCGCCCUGCGGGCUACUCCGGUGCCGCACAUAGCCGCAAGCAGCGCCAGCCUGCGCGCCUCCAGCUGCCCGCGCCCCCAGUGCCGGCCAAGGAGGAAGGCGCUGAGGCCCCCCACAUCCUGCCUGCUGCCCCGGAGGAUCGAGGGGAUGAUGAAGAUGAGGAAUCCGAAGACGAUUCCUAUGGUGAGGAUGGUGAAGGCAGUGGGCUGGGUGAGGGCCAGGCGCCCCCGCCCUUUCCGGAUUGCACCACUGGCUUCCCUGCCACCACCGCUACAGUCGCCGUUGCCACCGCCACCACCGACAGCGUCCACAAGGAGGAGCCGCUGGGGUCCUCUGGCAUCUCAGAUUAUAGUGGCGCUACCCGAGUUUUCCACCGGGGCACUCCUGCUGAGGAGGUGUUCUCUGAUGGCUAUGUGUCAGCCUGGCAGGAUGAAGACGGCGCCACCGCCACUGCCGCUGUGGCUGCAGAGAGCUGCCCUGCUGAGACUCCCAUCCCACCUGACUGCAUCCUGGCAGGACCCCAGCCACCAAGUGUGAAGACACCGGGAACUCCACUCACCCUCUUCCCCUUCCACCUGGGCUCCCCAGGCCCACCCGGACAACCUCCUCCAGGGCCUGCUGGUGCUGCCCCUGCGCCCCCACCAGCCUUCUACCCAGCACUUCAGCCCAGCACUGCUCCCAGCGCACCUUUGGGGGAAGCGCCCCCUCCUGCUGCCGCCGCCACCUCAGCAGCUUGUGCGCGCAACCCCCGAGCAGAGCCGCCCGCUUAUGAAUGCAGUCACUGUCAAAAGACAUUCAGCUCCAGGAAGAACUACACGAAACACAUGUUCAUCCAUUCUGGUGAGAAGCCCCACCAGUGUGCAGUGUGCUGGAGAUCUUUCUCUCUGCGUGAUUACCUACUCAAGCAUAUGGUGACGCACACUGGCGUGCGCGCCUUCCAAUGCGCCAUCUGCGCCAAGCGUUUCACCCAGAAGAGCUCGCUCAACGUGCACAUGCGCACUCAUAGGCCCGAGCGAGCACCCUGCCCUGCCUGCGGCAAGGUCUUCUCACACCGCACGCUACUUGAGCGGCACCUGGCGGCACACCCUGCCCCGUGACCGGGCCAGGGACCUGUCCACGUCUUCCUCCUGCUUCUAUCAUUUCCUCCCAGACCUGAUGAGACUGGCUCCUGGUUUCCCCCUCUACAUACUCGGCCCCUAUGAACAAAAUGGAGACUGGGACUGUUCCCUGUCCUGUGUGAGGCCACGGUUCCCGACUCUCACCCAAGACAGCCCUCCUUCAUCUGACUCCUAAGGGGGCUCAGGUUCACUCAUCUGGGACUGGGGCUGGGGUGGCCUCCACUUUGUAAUAAAGGACUGUGGGUCAUAAGCCCCAAUGAUGGAUGCUGUGAAAUCCUGGACUAGGAGUCCCCCUAUCCCAGACUGGCUGGGGAUGCAAAAAAAUUUUUUUUUUCUCUUUUGUUUUGAAGCAUCCCUGGCAGUGCUUGGGGCUUAUUCAUGGCUCUGCUCAGGGAUCACUCCUGGCAGGGAUUAGGAGAUCAUAUGGGAUGCUGGUGAUUGAAUCUGGGUUGGCCACUUGCAAACUAAACAGCCU